AUGGCAAAUAAAAUUUCCACUGGAUUAUUGAUUAUGAUUUUAAAUAAUGUUCGACCACAAGAUUUACACUCAUCAUCAUUAGUUAAUCGAAAUUGGUGCAAGAUUAUCUAUUUAACUUUACUAAAUUUAAGACCUGAACAAGUAAUCGCAAUAUUUAAUAAUAAUAAUUUUGGAAGGAAAGGCUUUGAUGCUAAUAAACCAUUAUGCAAAAUAGUCGAAAGUGUACCGGGAUCACUUGAAACUAUUGAAAUUAGAAUGUGA
This is a messenger RNA of Diversispora eburnea, 261 nucleotides long. The record is from the annotation of a GenBank genome assembly. NCBI's taxonomy places the organism in Eukaryota, Fungi, Glomeromycota, Glomeromycetes, Diversisporales, Diversisporaceae.